UCACGGAUUCGCUCCAUGUGGGCCAGUGGCACAAAUCCAAAAGCGGGCGGUACGGCUGGCCACAGUCUAUCUACCGUGGGAAGGGUUGGUAAGCUUGGAGCGGCCAGCAGCGAGCUUUUGUUGACCCCGGUUGCUUCAAAAGCCCCAGGGCGCGCCUACUGCGUCUUCGUGCCGACCCAAUAUCCUCCUCGUCGAUCCGCCGCGCAAUCCAUCGCGCACCACCGGCAGCAGCACAGAUCUCGCAGCGGCGCCUCCAGAUCUGCUCGCAUUCCAAUCGAGAUGGAUUCCUUCUUGUACACCUCGGAGUCCGUGAAUGAGGGUCACCCGGACAAGCUCUGCGACCAGGUCUCGGACGCCAUCCUGGAUGCGUGCCUGGAACAGGACCCGGACAGCAAGGUGGCCUGCGAGACGUGCACCAAGACCAACAUGGUGAUGAUCUUCGGCGAGAUCACGACCAAGGCCAACGUCGACUACGAGAAGAUCGUCCGCGACACCUGCCGCGGGAUUGGAUUCACCUCGGACGACGUCGGCCUGGACGCGGACAAGUGCAAGGUGCUCGUCAACAUCGAGCAGCAGAGCCCCGACAUCGCGCAGGGCGUCCACGGCCACCUCACCAAGAAGCCCGAGGAGAUCGGAGCCGGCGACCAGGGACACAUGUUUGGCUACGCCACGGACGAGACCGAGGAGCUCAUGCCGCUCAGCCACGUCCUGGCCACCAAGCUCGGCGCCAAGCUCACCGAGGUCCGCAAGAACGGAACUUGCAAGUGGCUCCGCCCGGAUGGCAAGACCCAGGUGACCGUCGAGUACCGCAACGAAGGUGGAGCUAUGGUUCCAAUCCGCGUCCACACCGUCCUCAUCUCCACCCAGCACGACGAGACCGUCACCAACGAUCAGAUCGCCGCGGACCUGCGAGAGUACGUUAUCAAGCCGGUGAUCCCCGAGCAGUACCUGGAUGAGAAGACCAUCUUCCAUCUCAACCCGUCCGGGAGGUUCGUCAUCGGCGGCCCUCACGGCGACGCUGGCCUGACCGGCAGGAAGAUCAUCAUUGACACCUACGGCGGAUGGGGAGCUCACGGAGGUGGUGCCUUCUCCGGAAAGGAUCCCACCAAGGUGGAUCGCAGCGGUGCCUACAUUGUGCGGCAGGCGGCCAAGAGCGUGGUGGCGGCGGGGCUCGCUCGCCGCUGCAUCGUUCAGGUGUCUUACGCCAUUGGAGUUCCGGAGCCGCUGUCGGUGUUCGUCGACUCGUAUGGCACUGGCAAGGUUCCAGACCGUGAGAUCCUCAAGCUCAUCAAGGAGAACUUUGACUUCCGGCCGGGAAUGAUCGCGAUUCAUCUGGAUUUGAAGCGUGGUGGGAACAAGCGGUACCAGAAGACGGCGGCCUACGGUCACUUUGGUCGGGACGACCCAGACUUCAGCUGGGAGACGACAAAGCCACUCAAGUACGACAAGGUUGAUGCUUGAGACCUGGCCAACAAAGAACAAAGUACGUGAGAAUGAAGCACAGGAACGACGACGAAAAGAAAGGAAAAAAGAACAAAAAAAAAAAAAAAAACUGGAAAAGAUUGGUUUGAUCAUGCGUAUUUUGCUAGCUAGCUCCUAACAAGCAUUGAUGUACCUCCCAGCCCCUCCGCUGUGUCCCAUUUGUUAUACUGCUUUUGCUCGAUAAUAAGAAAAAGACAACUCUUCUUCUA
Molecule: messenger RNA, 1691 nt
Organism: Selaginella moellendorffii
Lineage: Eukaryota; Viridiplantae; Streptophyta; Lycopodiopsida; Selaginellales; Selaginellaceae
Product: S-adenosylmethionine synthase 2
Exons: 2
Coding region: 16-1461 (481 amino acids)
Biological process (GO): S-adenosylmethionine biosynthetic process
Cellular component (GO): cytosol
Molecular function (GO): ATP binding; methionine adenosyltransferase activity
Source: RefSeq, a predicted model, not a curated record